UGAGGGGAGGCCCGGAGCCUUUCUGGGGCCUGGGGGAUCCUCUUGCACUAGUGGGUGGAGAGAAGUGCCUGCAGCCAACCAGGGUCAGGCUGCGCUCACAGUUUCCUCCGGCGGCAUGUAAAGGCUCCACAAAGGAGUUGGGAGUUCAAAUGAGGCUGCUGCAGUCGGCCUGAGGCUGGACCCCGAGCCCUGAGCAGUGCUGCCUGAGUUCUGGACCUGCAGAGCAUGGCACUGAGGCAGCUGCCGGCCCCCGCCGGAGAAGGCAGGCCGUGAGCCGCCGGCAGGACCCCCGGCCAGCCCCCCGCCCUGUCCGGCUGGCUGCAGCCCCGCGGUGGGGGCAGAGCAGAGCAAGCAGAGGCCAGUGAGGCAGGGCUGCUCGGCGGCCGGGCCGGCCUGCGACGCGGGGACCCCUCUGGGAGGCCAUGGCCAGGCUGCCCUGCUGACGGCCGAGGUGAAGCAUGUGAGGAGCUGCCCGGGAGCCAGGCAGGAGGGAAGAGGUUUUCAUAGGCUCUGUUCACCAAGAAGAACCAUCAUUGUGCAAGGACCAUGCGGCCGCUGUGCGUGACGUGCUGGUGGCUGGGACUGCUGGCCACCCUGGGAGCUGCUGCGGGCCCGAAGGAUGGCUUGGAGGGCACGGAGGAGGGCUCGCCCAGCGAGUUCAUCUACCUGAACCGGUACAAGAGGGCUGGCGAGUCCUCGGACAAGUGCACCUACACCUUCAUCGUGCCCCAGCAGCGGGUCACGGGCGCAAUCUGCGUCAACUCCAAGGAGCCCGAGGUGCUCCUGGAGAACCGGGUGCACAAGCAGGAGCUGGAGCUGCUCAACAACGAGCUACUCAAACAGAAGCGGCAGAUUGAGACGCUGCAGCAGCUGGUGGAGGUGGACGGCGGCAUCGUGAGCGAGGUGAAGCUGCUGCGCAAGGAGAGCCGCAACAUGAACUCGCGGGUCACGCAGCUCUACAUGCAGCUCCUGCAUGAGAUCAUCCGCAAGCGGGACAACGCGCUGGAGCUCUCCCAGCUGGAGAACAGGAUCCUCAACCAGACGGCCGACAUGCUGCAGCUGGCCAGCAAGUACAAGGACCUGGAGCACAAGUACCAGCACCUGGCCACGCUGGCCCACAACCAGUCGGAGAUCAUCGCGCAGCUGGAGGAGCACUGCCAGCGGGUGCCUGCUGCCCGGCCCAUGCCCCAGCCGCCCCCCGCCGUCCCUCCCCGCGUCUACCAGCCGCCCCCCUACAACCGCAUCAUCAACCAGAUCUCCACCAACGAGAUCCAGAGUGACCAGAACCUGAAGGUGCUGCCGCCCCCUCUGCCCACCAUGCCCACCCUCACCAGCCUCCCGUCCUCCACGGACAAGCCGUCGGGCCCCUGGAGAGACUGCCUGCAGGCCCUGGAGGACGGCCACGACACCAGCUCCAUCUACCUGGUGAAGCCAGAGAACACCAACCGCCUCAUGCAGGUGUGGUGCGACCAGAGACACGACCCCGGGGGCUGGACCGUCAUCCAGAGGCGCCUGGAUGGCUCCGUCAACUUCUUUAGGAACUGGGAGACGUACAAGCAAGGGUUUGGGAACAUUGACGGCGAGUACUGGCUGGGCCUGGAGAACAUUUACUGGCUGACGAACCAAGGCAACUACAAACUGCUGGUGACCAUGGAGGACUGGUCUGGCCGCAAGGUCUUUGCCGAAUAUGCCAGCUUCCGCCUGGAGCCUGAGAGCGAGUAUUAUAAACUUCGGCUGGGGCGCUACCAUGGCAACGCUGGUGACUCCUUCACCUGGCACAAUGGCAAGCAAUUCACCACCCUGGACAGAGACCAUGAUGUCUACACAGGAAACUGUGCCCACUACCAGAAGGGCGGCUGGUGGUAUAACGCCUGUGCCCACUCCAACCUCAACGGGGUCUGGUACCGCGGGGGUCACUACCGGAGCCGCUACCAGGAUGGAGUGUACUGGGCUGAGUUCCGAGGAGGCUCCUACUCGCUCAAGAAAGUGGUGAUGAUGAUACGGCCCAACCCCAACACCUUCCACUAGGCCGGCUCCCCUCCUGACCUCUCGUGGCCAUCAGAAGCCUGCCGGCCGGCCUGCUGACCCCAGCGCGGAGAGCACCUCGAGGCCAGGAGGACCGGACGCUGGACUGUUCUCCCAAGUCACUGCAGCAGAUAAUGGAACUGAAUCGAUUCGGUAUUCUCGGUCCCUGCUACUUUUCUCCACGUCAGACAGCCCCUCACGUUUCCAGACAGGACAGGAUGGCAGACAAGUCUUUCCUUAAAUAAAUUAAGUCCUUACAAUAAAAACACAACUGCAAAAUACCUUCAUAAUAGACACGGUGUGUGGGCCAACCUCGUGCACUUGUGUGUCCUCCAUAUAUGCAUUUAGAUAUAUACACGUGUCAUAUAUCUAGAUACAUAUACAGGUUUGCCUUACCUGCCUAAAUACACAUAUAUUCAACUCUCAGAUGUUGAGGCUGUUAACAACAGCUCUGCUCUUAGGAGAAGGGCAUUUCAUUCAUGCUGUGUUCCUUGAGCCUAAGAACAGAUCGUGGACUGUAGUAGCUCCAAUUCAAAGAGUAAUCCUUGGCAUCACAAGCCUGGAUUCUUCCAGGAAUGUCUAAGGGCUGUCCUCUCGCUUAGGGGUUCCCAACUUCCACUCUUAACAUCUCCUUUUGGCAUCUAAUCCAAUUUCAAAAUCCCCGUCCCUCUCCAUUUCUACACCUUUCCUCGUUCUCAGGACUUUUCAUCACCCAUCCAUCCAUCCAUGCUUCCAUCCAUCCAUCCAUCCAUCCAUCCACCUGCCCGUUCAUUCAACGCCAUUCGUGAAGUGCCUUCCGUGCCUCGGUCUUGGGCCACUCGUAUUCUAGGCACCUCUUCUGCUCUCUCUCCGUCUUGCCUAUGUACCCCUUACCUUUUCUGUCCCCCUGUGCUUCCUCUCCAGGCAAAAUUCCUUAGCCUCUGAGUAGAAAAUAGUCUGGACUCCAUGUGGCCAGGAAAGGGAAACUCAGGCCCCAAAGCUAUCGGUCCCACGGAUAAUGGUACCUGCAGUCUUGUUUCUUCUAGUCACACUUUAGCCUACCUGUCAUUUUAACUUUCAGAGAAAUGAUAACCUCCCUUGCCAGCAGAUAUUCAAGUGAAAAGAAGUCAUCAUCCAAUUACUGGGGCCCCAAAAGGCUACCGACCAAAGGUCCUGGGCUCUCAGGCCGACUAGAGUCCACAUCCCGUCUCCAAACUACACUUCCCCGGAGAACAGGUGCCAGGAAAUGAGAAGCGGCCCCCUUGUCUGAGUUACUGAAUAACCAGGGGCCACGGACCCCUUCGGUCCACAGCAGCACGGUGGCUUUCUGAAUCCUCUUGGCCACGAAGCGGCAGGCUCAGUGCUGCUGGAACUCUUGCCAAGCAGGGAGCGAGGGAUGAAUGAGAAGGUGAGACCCUCCCGGAGGGCGUGUGGGUCGGGGCGUGCGAGAUGUUGGAACGUUUGGUACUGUCCGCGUCUGGCUGUGUGCCUAUUACCUCAGCAGUCUCACAAAGUGUACCAUGUAGCACGUUUUGUGUACAUAAAAGGGAGGGUUUGUUUGUUUGUUUGUUUUUUAAUAUAUUCCCAGAUUAUCCUUGUAAUGACACAAAUCUGCAAUAAAAGCCAUCCGUGCUGUUUGGAUGUAUCCAC
This is a messenger RNA of Sus scrofa (pig), 3654 nucleotides long. It is a transcript of the gene ANGPTL2, whose product is annotated as angiopoietin like 2. NCBI's taxonomy places the organism in Eukaryota, Metazoa, Chordata, Mammalia, Artiodactyla, Suidae. The record is from RefSeq and is a predicted model, not a curated record. Gene Ontology annotation, biological process: blood coagulation.